This is a messenger RNA of Verruconis gallopava, 1530 nucleotides long. RefSeq lists its product as uncharacterized. Gene Ontology annotation, cellular component: cytoplasm. The record is from RefSeq and is a predicted model, not a curated record. NCBI's taxonomy places the organism in Eukaryota, Fungi, Ascomycota, Dothideomycetes, Venturiales, Sympoventuriaceae. Bases 16 to 1497 code for a protein of 493 amino acids. Gene Ontology annotation, molecular function: oxidoreductase activity. The transcript is spliced from 3 exons.
GCUUGGCAUCCCAUCAUGGACGAACGGGCACAGAUCAAGCCAACUUUGCCUCGCGACAAUCCUACUCUGUCGUACUGGCAGGAUCCGCCAGAUCGAAUCGCCGACUUUAGAUCUGGCAAGCAACUCCCGGAAUCAGCUGACUAUGUAAUUGUCGGCGGCGGAAUCACCGGUGCAUGCAUAGCCUUUAAUCUUUUGGAGCGGCAACCGCAUGCGAAGAUUCUUAUGUUGGAGGCUAGAGGCGCAAGCAGCGGAGCUUCAGGACGAAAUGGUGGCCACACCAAAGCAGCAUCUUAUCGCGCCUUUCCGGAGCAUGCACAUGCUCAUGGGAUACCCGAAGCAAUCAAGAUAGCGAAGCUCGAACUUGCCAAUGUCCGCGCCACGCAUGCUUUUGCUGCCAAACACAAUAUAGUGUGUGAGUCUAGACCAUGCGAGACCGUCGACAUCAUCUACGAUGCGGAUGCGUAUGCCUCUGGAAUAGCUUCCAUUAAGCUAAUCCGUGAAUCAAUGCCUCCGAAUGACCCAGCAGCGAAAUACGAAAUCUUGGAUGCCGAAAAGGCCAAGGAGAUAUUCCUCGUAGACGGCGACGAUGUCAAAGGCGCAUUCAAGUACGAGGCUGGUAGCAUCAGCGCCUACAAGUUCGUUAUCGGAGUCCUCAAACUUUGUCUCGCCAACCCAAACUUUCAGCUUCAGACGUUUACACCUGUAGCCUCAAUCUCAAAGUUAAAUGACAUGGGAAUAUGGGUCGCGCAGACAUCACGAGGGGCUGUCACGACGAAGAAUCUUGUCCUUGCUACGAAUGGGUAUACUGCACAUCUGUUGCCUUUAAUGCAGACCAAGAUUGUUCCUCUGCGUGGUCAGGUAACUGCUCAUCGUGCUGGGCCCAAGAUUCAAUCUAUGCAUCCCGAUGGCUUGCCAACUACGUACUCGUUCAUCUAUUCAAUUGGUUAUGAGUAUAUGAUCUCGCGGCCUCGCUUAGCUUCUGUACCUGAUGACCUCGUCGGUGAUGUUGUGAUUGGGGGUGGCCUUGGCAUGCUGCCUAACGAAGGUUUGUCUGAAUUCGGAGAAACAGAUGAUACUGUUCUUAAUAACUUGAAUUCGGGAUAUUUGCGUGAGACGACGAAACGGUAUUUUGGAUCAAACUGGGGAGAUGAUGACCCCGCCUCAAGGGUACGCAAGGAGUGGACUGGCAUCAUGGGUAUCACAGGGGAUGGACUGCCGUAUGUAGGGCCCGUGCCGGAGGAAGAGGGUCUUUGGAUCUGUGCUGGAUUCAAUGGCCAUGGAAUGGUUCUCUGCAUGAAAUCCGCAGAGGCCUUGACACAUAUGCUAUGUGGGGACAAACGAGAAGUAUAUGACUGGUUCCCAGAAAGCUUCGUCAUCACCAAGAAGCGUUUGAAGGAUACGCUGUUUGAGGGACGCAAGGGUAUGAAAGCCCCGCUAGAGUUUGAUGGCAUUGACUUCAAGACAGCUGUGCUAAGAGGAACGACACAUUGCGGAUGAGGCAAAAUAUCAAAAUAAAAAGAAGUGCUGACA